Branchiostoma floridae (Florida lancelet) is the source of this 4871-nucleotide messenger RNA. RefSeq names its product ligand of Numb protein X 2-like. The transcript is spliced from 12 exons. Lineage: Eukaryota; Metazoa; Chordata; Leptocardii; Amphioxiformes; Branchiostomatidae. The record is from RefSeq and is a predicted model, not a curated record. The coding region runs from base 828 to 2786 and encodes 652 amino acids. Gene Ontology annotation, molecular function: protein binding; zinc ion binding.
UUUGUUUGAAAUUCAGAAGUUUCCGAGCGGCUCCUGAGACGGACGGGGAAACGUUUCUCCCCUUAAGAUCAACUUUCUUGUGCCUUUUCUUAGAUGUACUGGACUCUUCUCUGACAGAAAGAGCCCUGACAUCACAGUCCAGUCCCCUGACUCACCCCCCUCCCCCACCCGGCUCUGUUGUCACAACUGAAGAAGACUCCUGUACAAACUAGUGCUGAGUGGGCGUCCAUCCACCACUGACCCAGAACGCUGGUCACAAAUGUGUAAGUAAAAAGAGUGACCAGAAGCUGACUCAACCCACUGACCCUUGGUGUAAACUACAAGGUCAUCAGUUCAAACAACUGGGGGUUCCGCUGACCGAACCUUUGUUUGGUGUACAGCAAGGAGGUCAACCGUCCUAGGUGGGCCCAUGAGUGGGUGUUGAGACAGGAAGUAGUGGUGGGAGAUUACAGUGGUGGAUGACUUGAAGUCAUCAGAACUUCUUAAUGACAGACGUCUUGAAGCUGGGAUUUCCUUCCAGUCCAUGUCCGAACGGUUCGGGUUUGAAAGCUUCAAGACGAGACGCAGUAAGUGUUUAAGACUACCAAAGCAGGAAUCUUUGCAGCUAGACUUCAGUUGUCAGCAGUCAUUCACCAGCAUUCCAGCCUUGAAAAUGGAUGCCUUCCAGAACAUGGUGGUGAGAACUUCAGCACAGACAUGGCAAGACAUGAAAAUUUAAAAGGGGUCAGCUUUCCUCCUUCUGACCCUGCCAUUAACCACUUUGGUAGUGGUAGUGAUCCAAUAAUCGUCUGGAAUUCUGGAACAGAAGCGUGUGUUCUACGCUGACGAUGAGCGUGAGGAAAUCGGAGGCAAUCUGUCGCUCCUGCGGGCACGUGCACGAGGGGAACGGCAAUCACUUGUACGACUACGUGAACGAGGUUGACGAAGAACUGACGUGUCAGAUUUGUCUACAGCCGCUGGUCAAUCCUCUGGACACGAAAUGCGGGCACACCUUCUGCGCCAGGUGUAUACGCGGGUUCUUGAAGAUGAAGAAGAUGUGUCCAAUAGACAGGCUGGCGCUGACCAUCAGGGACUGUCGGACAGCGAGCAUUAUGGUACAGAAACUGUUGGACAAGUUGGUGGUGUACUGUCCCAAUAACGAGAAAUGCUCAGAGACAAUGCAAAGGUCUGACUUGGAAGCCCACCUAAUACACAGAUGUAAAGGUACAACAGUACGCUGUCUGCGGGCCCCGGCGGGCUGUAGGUUUAAGGGCACCCCCACAGCACUGAAGGAACACAUGCAGAAGUGCACUUACAAACACACCAUCUCCAUAGAUGGUACAAAAAACAGGUUGUAUAGAGCACGAGGUCACCUGAGGCUGGCACAGGGAGAUGACAGUAAUUGUGCCUCGAUCCGGGACAUGCGUCAGGUGCGGACACCUGUCACCUGCAUCACAGCCAUUCCAAGACUGCCUGUUCUGGAGGGUGAAAUCACCACUAUAGAAGUGAGGAAGUCCAGCCAGUCGGAGCACCUGGGCAUCAGUGUUGUGGGGGGAUGCGAGACUCCGCUGGUGUCCAUGAUUGUACAGGAGGUGUUCAGCAGUGGGGCGAUAGCCACGGACGGGAGGAUUGGACCAGGGGAUCAGAUACUAGAGGUGAAUGGAGAAGACCUGCGUGAGCUGACCCACCACCAGGCCUGCAGGGUCCUGAGGAAACCCUGCCCCCUGCUCAGGCUCACCAUCCUCAGGGAGAGGGUGGCUGAGGAGAGGAACACAGGUGCAGAGGUACAGGAUACCAUACGGGUGGAGCUCACCAAAACUUCAGGUGAACAGCUGGGUAUAAGGAUAGCGGGACUGCAGGGCACCACGGGGGUGUGUGUACGGGACCUGGUGGAGGGGGGGCUGGCGGCCACGGACGGGAGACUCAGACCCAGGGACGUCAUCCUGGAGAUCAACGGACAGGACAUGAGACAGGCCACGUCAGAACAGGCUGCAGAACUCAUACAGGCUAGUGUAGAGAAGGUAGACUUUGUUGUAUCCAGACCAAGAAGACCACAGCCCCCAGACCUCAUCAAAGGCAUGUUAGAAGCAGACACCUCUGCUAAGACACCGGAGGACUCCCGACCCCCCUCCUUCCAGGACAAACUCAUCAGCAUCAGGAAGAACGCUCGAGAGUCCCUGGGGAUCAGCGUGGCAGGGGGACGGGCUGGCACCAGGGGUGACGUCCCUGUGUUUGUGACUAACGUCCAACCAGAUGGGUGUCUGGGGGGAAACGGUCAGCUGAAGAAAGGGGAUAUCCUAGUGAGUAUAAAUGGUACGACCCUGGUUGGCCUGACCCACGAGGAGGCGGUGGGUGUGCUCCGGGCGUCGGCCCUGUCCCAGUGUAUCCUGCUGCGGGCCAUGGCUCCUGCCAGAGAUGGGGACAGUGAUGAAGAGGAGGAGGAUGACUUUGAUGAGGAGGAUCCGACAACAGGAAAGACUCCAUCAUGGAUCAUGUGGAUGAGACUUCCAGAGAUCUGUCAAGUUCCCAAGUCCGUGCAGUUGGAGAGGGGCCAGUCAGGCAGCCUGGGGUUCAGCAUUGUGGGCGGGUGUGACGGUAUCCAUGGCAAACAGCCCAUCCUGGUCAAGUCCAUUGUGCCGGGGGGGUCAGCUGACAGGGACGGGAGACUCAGGUGUGGGGAUCUGAUCCUGUCUGCUAACGGGCACCUGAUGACGUCCAUCUCCCACACCAUGUCAGUCACCCUGCUGAAGAGACUACAGGGGAGCGUCAUGCUGGCUGUGGUGUCCUGGCCGGGCACUAUGCUGUAACAACACUGUGGUGUCCUGCCCGGGCACUAUGCUGUAACAACACUGUGGUGUCCUGGCCGGGCACUAUGCUGUAACAACACUGUGGUGUCCUGGCCGGGCACUAUGCUGUAACAACACUGUGGUGUCCUGGCAGGGCACUAUCCUGUAACAACACUGUGGUGUCCUGGCAGGGCACUAUGCUGUAACAACACUGUGGUGUCCUGCCCGGGCACUAUGCUGUAACAACACUGUGGUGUCCUGGCCGGGCACUAUGCUGUAACAACACUGUGUUGUCUUGGCCGGGCACUAUGCUGUAACAACACUGUGGUGUCCUGGCAGGGCACUAUGCUGUAACAACACUGUGGUGUCCUGCCCGGGCACUAUGCUGUAACAACACUGUGGUGUCCUGGCCAGGCACUAUGCUGUAACAACACUGUGGUGUCCUGGCCGGGCACUAUCCUGUAACUUGCAAAUGACAAAUCAGUUUUCAAAUCCAAUCUGAAUAUUCUUGACUCUAUUCUAAUAUCAACACAGUCAGAAGAGUUUAUCUGAGUUCAAUAGUUUAAUGUACAUAAAUGUAGAAUGUACACUUACCAUUGAGUGAAAAAAUUAGUAGCUAUAGCAAAAGGAUAGCCGAUGCACAUCUUAGUCUAUUAAAAGUUCUACUAGAAAGUUAGCACAUACAUCCUUUUGUAUGCAUUACAACCAUUUUAUGCAUUGCAAUAAAGGAAAGUUCUAUAUAAAUGAGUUACAUAGUUAUGAAUUACUCUUUAUUGCUAUAUGCUCGGUGAUGCCACUUUUAGUGAUACAAAAAUGUGUAUGUCAAUGUGAAAUUUCAUGCAGUCUAUAUUAUAAGGCCUCUAUUUCAUAUCAGUGAAAUCACUAAAUUUUUCUAAAAAGGACUGGAAUAUUAUGGUUCUGUUAGAUGCUAUUUUUGCCUUCUUUAUAGAUAUAUGUGUUUAGGAAAACUGUUUAGAUGCUAUAGUGCCUUAGAAUUGGAAAAUGCAUUCUUUAUACAUGGGAAAUAGCUAGUGCCUGAUCUUUCUAAGUAUGGCCUUUAGGAGAAAAAACUGAAAAAUGAAAGGAGGUUAAGACCACUAGAAUUUAAAAACUGAUGAAUGAAUUCUUGCAGAAGUUAUCCUUAUUCCACAGUAUAUAUUGUAUCAAAAUGCCCCCGAAAGGUGCCUUUUCUGGCUGGAUGUAGAAUUCUAGAUAAACAGUGUACAUAAAGAAUGUGUAGCAAUUAGACCUAUGCAUUGGUUUGUAAUACACUAAUAUCCUGAUCACUAAGGUUUAAACAUAUUGUGACCUGGUCACCAUUACGUUGUUGUUACUAUUCAUUACAAUAGUUAAAAUUUGUUAUGUUAUGACAUGACACUCCUUCACAUCUUCAUGUAGGUAGGAAUUUUCUAACCCAUAAAGCCAUCAAAUACUUAGGUAUAGAUAGGACGUAGUCUGGUAUUAACAUUUGAGUUCUCCGUAACCUUUAGCAAACUGGAGUACUUGUGUAUUGCAAUUGAGACCGAGUAGAUAUCAAGAAAAACAUUAAUAUGAUAGAGACUGCAAUGACCAGUAUUAAGUUAUGUAAAACAGUGAAUAGCGCUAGCCUUGCAUCCGACAACAUCCCAAUGUGCAACUGAAUAUCAGAACUAGAAUUGGCAGGAAACAGGCAGUGUCUUAUCUUGCAUUUUAGAAGGGUCUUUCUGGCAAAAAGUCUGUAGUUUUCUAUGUAAUUUUGAAAUCAACACUUAGAAAUUAUCAGGAAUAGAGUAUCUUUGUAACAUGUAGAUUUGAAAUAAGACCAUUUUUUUUGCCUUCGCCAGUUGUGUUACACUGGUUUUAGUAUUAAUAAUGUAGUCUUGUUUAUCAUUUACUGUGGAGUCAUAUCUAUAAGGUCCUCUUAGCCUUAUCUAACUUGCCAUGUGUGUAUCAUAGGUAUGAAAUAUUAUAUAAUGGUAUAUUACUUUAAUAUUUAUUACAGCCAUACAAGUAUAUCUAUGCUAUAUUUGAUAUUGAUGAUUGUGAAACCUCCAAUGCAAGAGCUGGUUGGCUGAAUUUCGGUCACGUGCUUCGGUAAAGCAAUAAAUGCUUUUCCUGGUAAAUUGA